AUGGACUCUCCCGCUCACAUGGGAGCUGCUGCAUCAAGCAAGCCUCAUCUGCACGCCACCCACCCGACCCAAGACUCACAGAUCAGCACAGCUCCACGCCACACAGCAUUGGACGACCUCUGCACUGCUGAACAUGAGACCAUCAUGCCGAACACCGCUGGAGUGGGAACCGAGCCCAGAAGCUCCAUUGGAGGUGCCUGCUGCGACAGACCAGGGGACAUUCCAGCACUGAGCAUAGGCUGAGACGCCCAUUACGCCCCACAGCCGGCAAGCCGUAUUUCACAUCAUGAGCACACACCUUCCGGCUGUCGAACUGUCUAAUCUGCAUGAACUGACACCUUGUUUAAUGAUGAUGCGGGCAAGGAUGGGUUCAUAGAUCUUAUGGAGCUUAAACGAAUGAUGGAGAAACUUUGAGCUCCUCAAACCCAUCUUGGCCUCAAGGAAAUGAUUAAAGAAGUCUGGGAAACUUAGUUUUAGGGAGUUUCUUUUAAUCUUCCGCAAAGCAGCUGCCGGAGAGCUGGAGGAAGAUAGUGGCUUGCAUGCCCUAGCAAGGCAUUCUGAGAUCGAUGUAUCCACAGAAGGAGUCAAAGGAGUCAAAAAUUUCUUUGAGGCGAAGGUACAAGCAAUCAAUCAUGGCAGCUGGUUUGAACAGGAGAUCAAAGCAGAACAAGAAGAGAAGAAGAGGCAAGCGGAGGAGAAAGAACAGAGGAAAGCUGCAUUCAAAGAGCUCCAAUCUGCCUUCAAGCCAUAG
Molecule: messenger RNA, 751 nt
Organism: Pelobates cultripes (western spadefoot toad)
Lineage: Eukaryota; Metazoa; Chordata; Amphibia; Anura; Pelobatidae
Source: the annotation of a GenBank genome assembly